CGCACCUCCGCAUUACUUCGUUGUUUUCAUGUUUGAAGUCUAGUCAUAGAAAACCAAGCAGCUUUAAAUCAGAAUAUGAAGGACAUUGAUUUAGUGAUGUUAUUCGAUAAAUUUAGAGGAAAAUGUCUCGAACAAACAAACAUUUCUGAUGUCGUAAUCCAGCUCUGAAGCGUCAGAGAAGUUAGCAUUGAGUUAACGUAGCUCCCUGCUCUGCCGGUUGGUCUGGAUUUCUCUGCUCUGUUGGUGAUGGAAAGGCUGAUAUCUGCCCUGACAGAGAAAAAGGUCCUUUUCACGGCUUCUCUUUUUAUACGACUGGCAUUAGUCAUUUAUGGAGACUACCAGGACAAGACUAUGGUGGUUAAAUACACUGAUAUUGACUAUCAUGUGUUUACUGACGCUGCGAGGUUCAUCACUCAGGGGCAUUCUCCGUACAACAGAUCAACUUACCGAUACACUCCUCUCCUGGCCUGGCUGCUCAUUCCAAACAUUUAUCUGAGUGAGGUGUUUGGAAAGAUCCUCUUCAUCGUGUGUGACGUACUCUCAGGUGUCCUCAUCUACAGAAUCCUCUGCCUGAGGGCUCUGAGCUCAGAGACAGUGCGUCGGGUCUGUUCUCUGUGGCUUCUCAACCCUCUGCCGAUGGGAGUGUCAAGCCGAGGAAACGCUGAGUCCAUCCUGGCAGCUCUGGUGCUUGGAACUUUACUCUGCAUGGAAGUGCGCCGUCUAACCUGGGCAGCUGUACUCUACGGUCUGUCUGUCCAUAUGAAGAUUUAUCCGAUCACAUAUGCUCUGCCCAUCAUUCUGACUCUCCGCAAACCAAAGAGUACAUCAGAAGAGGACCAAAAGGGAUUAAUGCAGAGGCUCAUUGUAUUCAUUGGAAGCUUCCUGAACAGGGAGCUGUUCCUGUUUGCAAGUCUCUCUGGAGGAGUGUUCGGUUUGCUGACAGGACUUUUCUAUUACAUGUACGGUUGGGAGUUCCUUCAUGAGACUUACCUCUAUCACCUGACCAGGAGAGACAUCAGACACAACUUCUCUCCAUAUUUCUACAUGCUCUACCUCACUGCAGACAGCAGCUGGAGCCCUUUACUGGGCCUGGCCGCGUUUCUUCCUCAGCUCAUUCUUCUGUUGAUCACAUCUUGGGCCUUUCACUCUGACCUGUCCUACUGCUGUUUCCUGCACACCGCCAUCUUUGUCUCCUUCAACAAAGUCUGCACCUCUCAGUACUUCCUGUGGUAUCUGUGUCUGCUCCCUCUGGUCAUUCCUCACCUGAAUCUGUCACUCAAACAGGGGGCGGUACUCCUAAUCCUGUGGUUUGCUGGACAAGGUAUCUGGUUGGGUCCUGCCUACUUCUUGGAGUUUGAUGGUUUAAACACCUUCCUGAUAAUUUGGAUCGCUGGACUGAUCUUUUUAAUCAUCAACUCCUUCAUUUUGAUUAAAAUUGUGACUCAUUAUGAACCAGCACAGAAAAAUUCACAGAAAGUGAAGGUUGAAUGACUUAAAUGGAUUAUAAAUGAAGAUAAAGUUGACUCUGGAAGGUUUGACAAUGAAGUUUAUAGUUUCAUAAAUCUCUGUGUCUCCUUUUAUUGCAUUCCUUUUUUUUAAAAGUGAUUUUCUCUCCAAUAAGUGCAGACGAAGAAACGAACAGAUGGAUAACAAAUGAAUGAAAUGCACUAUAUGGACAAAAGUAUGUGGCCAAAACUGUUAAUCAAUGGAUUCGAGUGUUUCAAUCACACCUGCUGCCACAGGUUUGAACUACAUGUUAAAGUGUAUUUGAAUACCAUAUCACUGCAGUCCCUGUGUACUUUUGUCCAUAUAGUAUAGAUGAUUUAAGUUGCAUGUCCGUUCCCCUUCUCCUUUACCUGCCUGUGUUUAGUUCUGCUGUGCCUGUGAAUUUUACCUUUUCAGGUUUUUUUUUGUCAGCAUAAAAAAUUAUGGUAGUGAUUUGAAUAUGACACCUUAAAGACAUAACAGAAAAUAAUGUGCUCUUUUAAAAUAUUUUAGUCAUGGAUUCAAAGUUGAUUUAAGGACGUGUCCCGCUGAAGACUUGACCCCACUUGUAGUGAACAGUUUUGACCAGCAGGUGGCAGCAUUCCCCUUCAUAAGAGACAUAUUUAAACAUCUGUCCUAGUGUAACCCUCACAGAUUACAGUAAUCUGCAGCAUGACUUCAAACUCGAACAACCAUACUACCAGUGACUAUAAUCUCACUCAACUCUCUUAGUCCUACAAGGAAACUAACAUAGUAUUCACUUUGGUCACUUCUGAGAGGGACUCCUGCCUCAUUUCUAAGGAAACGUAUAUAUUAAUAAUUAAAUAUACAUGUGAAUUUCAGAUCUCAUAGUUGAUCAUUAUGCAUGAUCAGAAUUAAUACUCCUUGUCGCUGAUCUUCAAACUCAAUCACCUGUAUUCAAUUUCAAAUUCAAAUUAGAAAGUAAGUAAUUAAGUUGGUAAAUAAGUAAAUACAUAAUUAGGAAGUAUUAGUACUCUUGUGUCUGUGUGUAUGCUUUAAUAUAUUAAUUUAUAAUAGCCAAUAAGAACUAAGCACAUUACAGUUGUAAAAAACAAAUAACAGUGCACCUUCGACUGUCGGCUUCACCUGCUGUCACUAUAGGACAGUUGUCAUCCACUAAUAGCAGCUGUCCUCCAAACUCUGCAGUAAGUCCUGUUAGUUUAAAAUUCGUGAAAUCUGAGUCAAACCAGAUAAAUGAAAGUCAGCUCACAAACUAAACAAGGUGUAAUAAUUUUACAUAAUGAUGUGUUUUUACCCUGGCUCGAUUAAAAUUUAUUUGAGUUUUUCAUUGAUUUAAUUGGUUAAUACUUUGCUCUCUCUUUCUGUGCCCUGAUUGGUGGAACCUUGAGCACGUUGAUCUUUUAUAUUUUAGUCAUUUUUAUUGUUUUUAGCGUGUUAUGUCACUUUUCAAGCAGGUGAUUCAUGUUUUAGAAAGUUGAAAGAACACAUUUUUAGUUUUUAAGUAAAUGGUAAUCAAUCAUCUUAAGUAUUUUUUGUAAUUGUCCUCACAUCAUUUGACAAUAGUCCUUUAGUUUCCCAAGAUGCCUUUGGGCAGUAGACACUUUUGCACCAUGAGUGAAGUUGUCAACUCAAUUAGAGAAGGCCUGACUGUGACACCCAAUUGCCUAUUUGCACCUGGUAAACACUGUGCUCUGCAUGAUUGUAUUUCAUCUCUACAACAUGUUUGAGUCAGUCCAGGACUAUGACCUGUUCAUGUGGUAUCAGUGUAACCAGUUACUGUUAAAGUAAUGCUACCCGUCACCUGUAGGAGAUACCUGGUGCAUUGCUCCUAAGGAAGUUUAUGCUCUCCUCUGUUGAACAAAGAUGUUGUAGACUGAAUAGGGAUGACUUUUGUGCUCAUUUUAUCAGGAUACGCUGCCACCUGUAGGAGGUCCUAGUGCACUACAAAGCUUAGUGAGACCAACAAUAACAAAGCUAAUAACAUGACUAGUGCUUCCCUAAUGUAGACAUAUGUGUUAGCGUGAAGAGCUUGUGUUAGAACAGUCACUUCAGUUUGUAUGGAAAUAAAGUAACAUAAAUGACUUUGUUUAUA
Messenger RNA from Cheilinus undulatus (humphead wrasse), 3559 nucleotides. It is a transcript of the gene pigm, whose product is annotated as phosphatidylinositol glycan anchor biosynthesis, class M. The record is from RefSeq and is a predicted model, not a curated record. The transcript is spliced from 8 exons. Gene Ontology annotation, molecular function: GPI mannosyltransferase activity; alpha-1,4-mannosyltransferase activity. The coding region runs from base 247 to 1491 and encodes 414 amino acids. Gene Ontology annotation, cellular component: glycosylphosphatidylinositol-mannosyltransferase I complex; membrane. Lineage: Eukaryota; Metazoa; Chordata; Actinopteri; Labriformes; Labridae. Gene Ontology annotation, biological process: GPI anchor biosynthetic process.